Molecule: messenger RNA, 456 nt
Organism: Auanema sp. JU1783
Lineage: Eukaryota; Metazoa; Nematoda; Chromadorea; Rhabditida; Rhabditidae
Source: the annotation of a GenBank genome assembly
AUGAUUUUGCUAUUUCUCAUUCUGAAUCUAAUAAUCGCCAUUAAGAGUCGCCUACCAGAUCAUACCUAUAUUCCAACUUCAGAUUGUCAAUUCGAAGUACACAAGGAUGGUCCGGAUGGUGUUCUUGUUGAAGGUGCCGAGAUUGAUAUGCAACUAUAUUAUAAAAUUCAAUGCAAACCUGUUGACGGUUACUGCUUGAAAGUUUCCAAUUGCACCGUCAGUCCAGACAGUUCAUCUCAUGAAGCUUCUUAUCCAAUCAUUGAUUCUGAAGGCUGUUCAUUGGAGAAAUCAUUGUACGAGGACGUUCAGUACACGGAUGACUUCACUGCUGGCAUUGUGAACCCUUUCCCGAUUCGUUUCCGAAGUUCCUCUUCUGCCGUAAUCUUCUAUUGUGCAACUUCUUUACAACCCAGAGAUUCGAAAUUCGGCAAGUGUUCUCAUCCAAAGUGUUCUUAA